GCCUGGACUAUGUCUUUUUAAAAUGUUCCCUGAUGCCGAAAGUGGAUCCUUCGGCGAUUAUAGCUUGCGGAUGAAAGAAUACCUAUGAAUUACACGCAUGCGCCACUCGGGCAGGUGAGCGUGCGGCUGUAGCAGCUGGCAGGUGAGGUGAGGCUCAGUUGGAGUCUCGCGAUGCUUUGGUCUGUCACGGGCCGCAGCGUCGCCUCCCUCGUGCACUGCCAGCCAUGUCCCGGCGCGAUCGUUAACCUAGCGAUACUCUUGCUGCUCGCCGUCGUUCUGGCGCACAUCCAGGCGGCCCUGCCUCCUGGCGCAGAGGACGAGAUCGUGCUUAUCGAGCACCUACCUGGUCGCCGGGUGCACCUGCAGGACUUCUUCUGGACCGGAGUCGAGGACGCGCCGUCAUGGCUCGACCCGGAGCAGAUCCUCACCCUGUACGAGACGCGAACCCUCCAGCAGACGGCGACGGUCUACGUGCCGGGACGGGAUCGGGGGCGACCCGAGGAGGACGCGCGGCCGCCGCUCGACUGCGCCUCCUGCAUCGAGCCGACGCCGACGCUCCUGGACGACCUCGAGCGCAACGGCAUCGGCGUGCUCGUCGGGCAAGACCCCGGCCCGAGGUACUGGCUGCUGACGGUGCUGAAAGCCGGCGAGAGCGUGCCCCCCAGGGUCGAGCUGCGCCUGGCCCGGCUCUACAAGGCGGCGUUCGCGCGGCAGCAGCAGCGCCACCUGGGCCUCCUGCCGGAGAGCCGCGCGCGGCAGGCCCGCUUCCCCAGGCCGCCUAAGGCGCCCAAGCCUCAGGCAGACCGGGCUCCCGGCGCCGGGCCCGACAAUCUGACGGCGACGACGGACGAGGCGACGGACGAGACGACGAGCAGUAGCGUUUCCCUGCUGCGCAUGCGGCCGGUGCGCAUAGCCAAGAGCAAGCGGACCCUGCCGCCAGUUGCCGCGGAGGCUCCGGCCCAGCUGGCCGGGCAGCUGCGCGAGGCGGAGCGCGAGGUGGGCCUCGUGCAGGUGCGCAUGCAGAACACCUCGAGGAUCGAGGGCGGCGCCACCAGGCUCAUCUACACGGUGCACCUCGGCGGCAAGCCCGUGCCCGCGGAGAGCGCCGCCAAGGACAUGGCGCUGCUGUCGGCCCAGGAGGUCGCCCUCGAGCUCGGCGCGCCGGUCAUCAUUCAGAGCGAGCCCUAUCUAAAAGAAUCUCGUCCUCUAGCGCUGUCGAGGAGGCGGGACGCCUGGCUGCUGCUCGGCGCCGCGGGAGCGGGCCUCGUCUUGCUGGCCGUCCUCGUCCUCGGGCUCCUCCUGCUGAGCAAGCGGAAGCGGGCCCAGAGCGCCGUGUCCGCGCCGCCGCUGCCGGAUCGCAGGGUACUCGCCGGCAAGGACGAGGAGUACGCGCCGACAACGCCCGGCGGCAUCGACAACACUGCCUACACCUCCGAGACGGAGGCCAUGCAUCGAUAUCUCGCACAGACGGAGAUGACGAGCGGCUUGAGGCGCGCGACCCCGGGAUCGCAGGACACCAUCGACAUCGACGCCCGAGACAUUUUGAGCGAGAACGCCAAUCCCUGGGACACGCUGGAUUACGCGGACGCGGUUGACAAUAAAGGGCGCGUCCAACGAGCGAACGCGCCCGAUCGGCCUCGCUCGGCCGCUGCCGACUCGCUGCCGGAUUCGAGGGGCUGCAGCGGAUCCGGCAACGCCGCUCCUCCUGACACCCUCGAGUCGCUGGAGAAGGGCUUCGGUGCCGAGCUCGACGAGGCCACGGGCUCGCCGCACUCCUAUCUUUCCAUGCCCUCGUGCAAGCAGUUUCCUAGUAUGCGAAGUGUCGAACCGCUCUCCAAGGUUCUCGAGCCUGUAGUCGUGAAACAUCUGGACUUGGAAUCGGACUCUCCCGAGAUGAAAAUCAAGGAGUACGGCUUCAAGAGCAAUGGCGAGCAGUACUUCGCAAGAGCGUCGAGCGAAGCCAAGGAUCCCGGAGUCUUGGGUCCUAUCGUUUGGGACCUGAAGAGAAAACGAGCUGUGGAAGACGUGACGUGUUGCAAGGUAACUACGUCGAUGCAACGGCAGCGCCGGCCGAAGCGGACCUGGAACCCGGACGCGUACCUCACUCGGGAGCGGUUGGCCGGGCGCGUCGCCGACUCAACGAACUACUCGAGGAUUCCUUCAGUCUCUUCGGCACUCGAGAGCCCAAACAGCCUCGGGAACAACAACAACAACAACAACAACAACAACAACAACGAACUAGCGAAAGGAGAUCGCACGAUACAGGUCAGGGUCCACUUCAGUGGGCUGCCCCGGACUAUCGAGGAAAAUCCGCUCAUGUGAGUCCGCUGGCAUCGCCGAACGCGGAGCUGAUGGCGUCGCGAGCGCGCACCUCGCUGCCGAGCGACCUCGUCAUCCCUGAGACGGGCAAGAUCAGGAGCCAGCCACGUGGUGCUUGGGCCAGUCGGCCUCUAAGCGCCGGGCCAUUUCACCGCCCCAACCUGCCAGAAGUUGAGCUCGUCCGCGUUCUUGCCGACUCGCAGCUCAGGCCCGAGGAUCCAGCCGUACCCCUUAUCGCCGCUAUCAAGAAAGAACUCGGGAAAUUCACCUACGACUGAGAUUGCAGCCAACUACUUUGUUUUUCCAUCUCCUUGUCAUUCGCUCUGUAUAGUUGUCGACCUGAGCAGGUUCGAUUUCUUGAUAUAGUUACAGAAAAAGUUGAAUUUUAUCGCAUACUAUACAAUUUAGUAAAAUUUUGCAAUAGAAAAAGUACAUAGCAAUAACUUAGGAAUUUAUAACAAUGCGAGAUUAUGUAAAUACAGUAUCAUAUACGCUUUCAAUAAUAUAUAAUAAUAGGAACUGCACGUUGUAAAAACAUGCCUUAUUUCUUUGACACUCUGUCAUCUGCAGCUAAGUGUUUUCAUUAAGUUCUAACCAUAGAAGAAUUUCAAAGUGUAAAUAUAUGUAUAUGUGUUUGGGCCUAUAAUAGCUGAGGCCACGAUGAUAAUAAUAUGUCAUACUUAAAGCACAACACAACUGUAUUAUUAAUGAUAAAUACGUUGAGUUGAAUAGUCUUUACGAAAUACGUCAUUGCUGUGCGCGAUGAGUUUAGUUGAAAUAUAGAUUUGUGAGCCACACGAUUUACAAUUUUAUUACAAGUACUUUUUUCACAAACAUAAUCCAAAGUCUACUAUUUCUCGUCGUAUUUUUACAAGUGUAACUUUUUAAACACUCAACACGAAUCACGUUCAAUUGAAUAAAAAAUGUAUCGCAAUAA
Messenger RNA from Nasonia vitripennis (jewel wasp), 3256 nucleotides. RefSeq lists its product as uncharacterized. The transcript is spliced from 10 exons. NCBI's taxonomy places the organism in Eukaryota, Metazoa, Arthropoda, Insecta, Hymenoptera, Pteromalidae. The record is from RefSeq and is a predicted model, not a curated record. The coding region runs from base 172 to 2322 and encodes 716 amino acids.